Molecule: messenger RNA, 840 nt
Organism: Solanum stenotomum
Lineage: Eukaryota; Viridiplantae; Streptophyta; Magnoliopsida; Solanales; Solanaceae
Product: LEAF RUST 10 DISEASE-RESISTANCE LOCUS RECEPTOR-LIKE PROTEIN KINASE-like 1.4
Exons: 1
Coding region: 1-840 (279 amino acids)
Molecular function (GO): polysaccharide binding
Source: RefSeq, a predicted model, not a curated record
AUGGAAGGCCUUUUCUCUUUUCGAAUUCGAGCUUGCACAGUACUCUUCUUCAUCAUAAUUCAUCUUUCUCCUCUCUCUUCCGUCGAAAACAAGUUGUUUUCCAGCUGUGGCAAGUCCUUCAACUGCGCAAACAUAACUGAAAUUACUUAUCCUUUCUGGGGAAAUGAUCGACCGAAGGAAUGCGGUUAUCCUGGAUUCGAGCUUCAAUGUGACGAUCAGGAAAAGACUAUAAUACAGAUUGCGAACAUAAAUUACCUUGUUCUGGAUAUUAAUUUGGAUGCUCAAAUUAUUACAGUUACUAGAAAAGAUCUAGGUAUAGAUGGAAUUUGUCAAUUUAACUCAACUAUAGAUAAUUCCAAUACAUUCGAGUAUGCUUCGAGCUUAGUGAAUUUCACAUUCGAUUACGCGUGCUCGCCUUGGAUCGGAUCGUUCAAUUGUCCGAUAAAUGGAAUGAAUUAUAAGAAUAGUUUUACAAUUGGAGGUGAAGAGGGAGCUGGGACAUGUCAUGCUAGUAUAGUUGUACCAGGUCGAAAGGAGUUACCGUCUGGAGGAAUAAUUCGAGAUUUGGGGGAUUUGAAGCAGUUGCUGGAACAGGGGUUUGAUGUGAAAUGGAAAGUGGAUACUAGUCAUUGUAAGGAAUGUGAAAAGUUUGGGGGACGUUGUGGAUUUGAUGCCGGUGCUAAUGAAUUUAGGUGUUUGUGCCCUGAUGAUCAAUCUUCUUCUUCUUCGUCGUCCAAUAAUGCGUGCACCAAUGGACUUCCUUUCUCUGGAACUGAAAAUAGUAAACCGCUUUCAUCCCUGGCUACACCGCCUGGUACGUUUUUCCGAUUUCCUUCUUAA